Messenger RNA from Paramecium sonneborni, 1586 nucleotides. Lineage: Eukaryota; Ciliophora; Oligohymenophorea; Peniculida; Parameciidae. The record is from the annotation of a GenBank genome assembly.
AUGGAUAACAAUAUAGUAAUAAAAAAAUAAUGGUUCAUAAAAUCUUCAACAUCGAAAAUUGAAGAUGUUUAUGAAUUUGAUCAUAAAAAGGUAUUAAAUAGAAGUAACAUAUAAGCUACUUGGUUAAGGGACUUAUGGUUAGGUUGUAAAAGCUAAAUUAAAGGGUUCAAAAUAUUUUAGAGCUAUCAAGAUAAUACCAAAAAGCAAAGUUAGAAAUCCUGAUCGUUUUAGAAGAGAGAUAGAAAUAAUGCGAAAUUUAGUAUGAAUGAUAGAAUAUAAUAAGGAUCAUCCAAAUAUCAUAAAAUUAUUUGAGACAUUCGAAGAUGUUAGAAAUGUGUAUUUAGUAAUGGAGUAAUAAUAAUAAUGAUAUUAGAAUAUGUGAAGGAGGUGAAUUAUUUGAUAGGAUAAUUGAUAAAGGUCAUUUUUCUGAGAAUGAAGCAAGAAUAACAAUUUUAUAAAUAAUGUAAGCUGUAAAUUAUUGUCAUUAAAAUGGAAUUUGUCAUAGAGAUUUGAAACCUGAAAACUUUUUAUUAUUAACAAAGGCUGAUGAUUCUCCAUUAAAAGUAAUAGAUUUUGGAUUAUCAAUUAUCUUCCAUGAUAAUCAUGUUUAAAAAUUAAGUUAAGGAAAGGUUAGUAUGACAACUAGAGCAGGAACACCUUAUUAUAUAUCUCCUGAAAUUUUAGAUGGUAAAUAUGAUGAAUCUUGUGAUAUAUGGGCAGCUGGUGUUAUAUUAUAUAUACUUUUAUCUGGUGUACCUCCAUUUUAUGGAAACACAGAUCCAGAGAUAUUGGAUGCAGUUAAAAAAGGGAUUUUUACAUUUAAUAGUAUAUAUAUAUAAUGAUUAUAUUUAUUUAGUUCCUGAAUUCAAAAAGGUUUCUGAAGGUGCAAAGGAUUUAAUUUCAAAAAUGAUAUGCAAACCAGAAAGACGUUUAAAAUCUCAUGAAAUACUUUAACAUCCAUGGAUGAAAUAGUAAUCAGCUCCAGGUUCUUUUUUAAGUGUAAAUUAUCAGUCAUUAAAGAAUUUUACAAAUUUUAAUAAAUUAAAAAAGGUUGGAAUUUAGUAAUAAUUUAGGUUACAUUAACUUAUAUAGCUUCUUAAUUAUCAGAAUAGGAAAUAUCUGUAUUAGGAAAGUUAUUUAAAUAAUUAGAUAAGAAUGGUGAUGGUGUAUUAACAAUGGAAGAAUUAACUAAUGGUUUGACAGGUAUGAAGAAGGAAUCAUAAAAAGAAAUUAUGAGUGUUAUAAAAAGUAUAGAUACUGAUGGUUCAGGUACAAUAAAUUAUACUGGUAAUUAAUAUAUCUAUUAAUUAGAGUUUUUGGCAGCUACAAUAGAGAAAAGUGUUUAUAUGAAAUAAGAGAAAUUAUUUUAAGCAUUUAAGAUGUUUGAUUUGGAUGGAAGUGGGAAGAUAUCAAGAGAAGAAUUAAAAUAAGUUUUAGGAUGUAAUUUAAAUUAUUGAAUUCUAGAAAAUGGCUCUGGAUUUGAUGAUAAUAGUUUUAAAGCAUUAAUAGCAGAUGCAGACCAAGAUGGUGAUGGAGAAAUUGAUUACAAUGAAUUUAUAGAAAUGAUGGAUAAAAUGAAACCAUGA